Tarenaya hassleriana is the source of this 1569-nucleotide messenger RNA. RefSeq names its product probable carboxylesterase 12. Bases 268 to 1302 code for a protein of 344 amino acids. Lineage: Eukaryota; Viridiplantae; Streptophyta; Magnoliopsida; Brassicales; Cleomaceae. Gene Ontology annotation, molecular function: hydrolase activity. The record is from RefSeq and is a predicted model, not a curated record. The transcript has a single exon.
AAUAUGUAUGGAUUAAAUUCAAAAUAGCAGAUAUAGUGUAUUUUUUUUAUAAUGCCCGUUUAAUUCGACCCUCCCGUCGUUUCCAUCCCAGCUGGGCACACAAUUCAAUACAGAAUCGGGAGUAAAAAAAAAAAACCUGCAAAGAGGGAAAUGGCGUGUCAAGACUAAAGCUACGCGUUGGCUGCAAAGAAGCAAAAGAGCCAAACAUCGCGGACUGGAUUGAUAUAAAACCCUAAUGACUCUUCCAUCAUUCAUGGGCUGCAAGCUAUGGACUCCGAAAUCGCCAUUGAUUUCCCUCCCUUGCUCCGAUUGUACAAAAAUGGCCGAGUCGAGCGUCUCACCGGGACAGACACCGUCCCCGCAUCCUCCGACCCACAAAACGCCGUCGUUUCUAAAGACGUCGUCCACUCGCCGGAGGACAGUCUCUCCACCCGCAUCUAUCUCCCGUCCGGGAAAACCGCCUCCGCCGGAAAAUUGCCCCUCCUGGUCUACUUCCACGGCGGCGCGUUCAUCACAGGGUCUCCUUUCUCGCCCACUUACCAUAACCUGGUCUACUCCCACGGCGGCGCGUUCAUCACAGGGCCUCCUUUCUCGCCCACUUACCAUAACUUCCUUCCUGCGGCUGUCGCGGCGGCGGAGUGCCUCGCCGUGUCGGUGCAGUACCGUCUCGCGCCGGAGCAUCCGAUUCCGGCUCCGUACGAGGAUUCGUGGUCUGCUCUCAAAUGGGUUUUUUCCCAUUUCUCCAUGUCUGGACCCGAAGUUUGGAUCAACGAACACGCCGAUUUCAACCGAGUCAUCCUCGCCGGAGACAGCGCCGGCGGAAACAUAUCCCAUCACAUGGCCAUGAGAGCCUCCAAGGAUAAACUGAUCCCUGAUUCUGGUUCCGAUUCAGGGUUAGGGAUCGAAGGAAUCGUUCUGGUUCAUCCAUCAUUCUGGGGAAAAGAUCCGAUCGACGAGCAUGAGACGAGGGAUGAAGCGGUGAGGAAGAGAGUUGACGCGAUAUGGGCUAUCGCGAGCCCGAACAGCGAGGAGGGCGCGGAUGACCCGUGGUUCAACGUGAUCGGAUCUGGGUCGGAUAUGAGUGGGUUGGGAUGUAAAAGUGUUACGGUGAUGGUGGCCGGAAAAGAUGCGUUUGCUCGGAGGGGAUGGGCGUAUGCGGCGGCGCUGGAGAAGAGCAGGUGGGGUGGAAAAGUAGAGGUGGUGGAGAAGAAGGAAGAGGGGCAUGUCUUCCAUCUGAUGAACCCUAAAUCUGAGAAUGCAGAAGAGUUGAUGAACAAGUUUGUGGGGUGCAUCAGAGGAUAAGGAAGACGAAGCCAGCCUCGUGGAAAUAGCCAGCGGUUGCAGUAAAUGAAGAAAGGAAGAAAUAACGACUUGACCUUUGUUUUGUAUCUAUUACAAAAGUCAACAGAGCAAAUAAAAAUAAACUGUGAAAACGUCUCCUUAAACGUCCUCUCACCUCGGAAGUACGCAUGGUCCAUAUGAAAAAUAGAGACGAUUACAAGAUUAAAAUAUCCGAUAGAUAAAACUUUUGAAAGAUCGAAAUUAAUUCCAAACUUGUAAAAUGGUUAA